Molecule: messenger RNA, 438 nt
Organism: Psylliodes chrysocephalus
Lineage: Eukaryota; Metazoa; Arthropoda; Insecta; Coleoptera; Chrysomelidae
Source: the annotation of a GenBank genome assembly
AUGAAUGACAACCAUAUAAUUCCGUGCCCUCGUUCUUGGUUAUACCCACAUCAUGGGUUACCGGAAGAAACUCUCAAAGAAAAUCAAAGAAGAAUAUUUCAAGAGUACUUACCUGGUAUGGUUAUUACUAAGAUAAUACCAUUGAAUGACACAAAAAAACCCCGUUGCAGUUGGGCUGUGCAUUUUACUUGUCAUAACCAAGGGAGGGAUGUACUACGGAGAAUUCAUAACCAACUGGAUCAAUUAAAGCCACGCAAUACAAAUAUACGUUCAUUAGAAGCUGGGGAUUCACAUAAUUUUGUUGUCAUUUACAAGAUUGUGUGCACUUGUGCAGCUUUACAUUUUUAUAAGUAUGACAAAAUCAAAAAAUUGGAGAAUAUUGUUGAAAACAUCAAAUUGGAACAUGAUAACAUUAAAUUAGAAAAUGUGCAUUCAUAA